UCAUCACUCUGCUAACCCAACUCACUGUUCAGACGGGUCUUCUUGAAUGCAGCCUUUAUUACAACCUCACUGCUGCUUCCUACACUGAAGCAAUACCAUGUUUUUAAGUCAGGAGUUCUUCUUUCUCGCUUCAUUAUAAUCAGGGGUCUUACAACGACCCCGAUACUGUUACAAAGCACACUGCUUUAUAACAGUAAAGCUUCUGGAAAACCCAAACAAAAGAUACGUCACCCAGUGACGUCAGCCUAUAUACAGUUCUGUGUGGUCGCAGCACAUAAGCAAAUCCAUUCUUGUGCCGUUUCUCGGAAAAGCUUUUCAGUAAAUGCACUCAUGCUGCUCCAGGAGCUCUUCUCUGCAACAAGCCGCCCAUCUGCCAUCAACAAGUUAAGACCGAGAGAACUAAUGGCUGCAAAAAGGAGAGGCUGAAGCUUUGAUUAACCAGCUGAGCAGUUAGAGGAGGACGAAAUUAAUAACUUAUAUUCAAAACUGAUUUAGGGGAUCAGAGUGGUUACAGAAAAUGAAACCAAUGCUUUCGAGAGGAAUAUCCUAAGGAAAAAACAACUCACCCUGGUGGAUUCAAUUUUACUCGGAAAGCCUGGGACACAGAAAACAGGAAACUGGUCAAAGGCUCCCGCAUGUUAGAGCCUUUUACAGACUCACUGCGUUGAGUCUGACAACCGAGACUGAAUGCAGCCUCCAAUGUGCUCAGAAGAAUGGGCUUACAUUUCAAGUGGCCAUUAGGGGCCCCUAUGCUGGCAGCAAUAUAUGCAAUGAGUAUGGUUUUAAAAAUGCUGCCUGCCCUGGGUAUGGCAUGUCCACCCAAAUGCCGCUGUGAGAAGCUGCUCUUCUACUGCGACUCUCAGGGCUUCCACUCAGUGCCAAACACCACAGACAAGGGCUCUCUGGGCCUGUCCCUGAGGCACAAUCACAUCACAGAGCUCGAAAGGGAUCAAUUUGCCAGCUUCAGUCAACUUACCUGGCUCCACUUAGACCAUAAUCAAAUAUCAACAGUAAAAGAAGAUGCUUUUCAAGGACUAUAUAAACUUAAGGAAUUAAUCUUAAGUUCCAACAAAAUAUUUUAUUUACCAAACACAACUUUUACCCAACUGAUUAACCUGCAAAAUUUGGACCUGUCUUUUAAUCAGCUGUCAUCUCUGCACCCAGAGCUCUUCUAUGGCCUCCGGAAGCUACAGACCUUGCAUUUACGGUCCAACUCCCUGCGGACUAUCCCAGUACGCCUGUUCUGGGACUGUCGUAGUCUGGAGUUUCUGGAUUUGAGCACAAACCGUUUGCGAAGUUUGGCUCGCAAUGGAUUUGCAGGAUUAAUCAAACUGAGAGAGCUUCACCUAGAGCACAACCAGCUGACGAAGAUUAAUUUUGCUCAUUUCCUACGGCUAAGCAGUCUGCACACGCUCUUCUUACAAUGGAACAAAAUUAGCAACUUGACAUGUGGGAUGGAGUGGACCUGGGGCACUUUAGAAAAGCUAGACCUGACUGGAAAUGAAAUAAAGGCCAUCGACCUGACAGUGUUUGAAACGAUGCCUAAUCUUAAAAUACUCCUCAUGGAUAACAACAAGUUAAACAGCCUUGAUUCCAAGAUCUUAAACUCCCUGAGAUCCCUCACAACCGUUGGCCUCUCUGGCAAUCUGUGGGAAUGCAGCCCUCGAAUAUGUGCUUUGGCCUCCUGGCUGGGCAGUUUCCAAGGUCGGUGGGAGCAUUCCAUCCUAUGCCACAGCCCCGACCACACCCAAGGAGAGGAUAUACUAGAUGCAGUCCACGGAUUUCAGCUCUGCUGGAAUUUAUCAACCACUGUCACCGCCAUGGCUACAACUUAUAAAGAUCCAACCACUGAAUAUACAAAAAGAAUAAGCUCAUCAAGUUACCAUGUGGGAGACAAAGAAAUCCCAACUACUGCGGGCAUAGCAGUUACUACUGAGGAACACUUUCCCGAACCAGACAAUGCCAUCUUCACUCAGCGGGUAAUUACAGGAACAAUGGCUUUAUUGUUUUCUUUCUUUUUUAUUAUUUUUAUAGUGUUCAUCUCCAGGAAGUGCUGCCCUCCCACUUUAAGAAGAAUUAGGCAGUGCUCAAUGAUUCAGAACCACAGGCAGCUCCGAUCCCAAACACGACUCCAUAUGUCAAACAUGUCAGACCAAGGACCAUAUAAUGAAUACGAACCCACCCAUGAAGGACCCUUCAUCAUCAUUAAUGGUUAUGGACAGUGCAAGUGUCAGCAGCUGCCAUACAAAGAAUGUGAAGUAUAAUAUCUACCCAUCAUCAAAAAUCACAUCAGAUAAGUAACCUAUUUUACAUAGUAGGGGCUAAAUACAUAUCUAAUUUUUACCAAUGGUGACAUUAAGGCUAAUUUUUCCAAACCAAGUGGAGACUUAGGUUUCUGACGUGUUGAAGUAUUUUUAAUUUUUUUUUAAUGAAACCAUAUUUUAAGUGUUAAAUGAAGCGAUGCUCACAUUAAUGUGCACUCUUGUUGGAAAGUCUAAAAAUGCUUACUUCAAAAUAAGACAUCUCAUGUAUGUAAUUAUACACUAUCGUGGGUAAACAUUCACACUAAGGUCUCCAUAUGCUAUUUUCUUCUACUGAAAACAGUUUGGAAAGAAGCUACUGAGCAGAAAGAGAUAUGGAUCAAUACUUGUUUGCUCAUUGCUCUCUACCCCAAGUACCACAACUGGCUUGCUGCUUAAAAGGAGACUUAGUAAAGUUCUCUUGUAUGAUAAUUUGGUAUUUACUCAAACCUACUAUUUACUGCCAGCGUGGGGAGUAGAAUUUCACAUAUGCUGAAGACUGGUCAAUAUUAAACACUCUUCUUGUAGAGUUUUUGCCUGGGUUAAUAGAUAUUAUCAAAGUCCACAUCAUGAAAUCAGAACCCUUUAUGUAAUUCUAAUAAGCUGAGGGACUCUUUAAUAUAUUUAAACAAUGAAUCCAAGUGAUUGUGAAAAGGUCUCAUUACAAUGAAAUCAAUACUAAAUAA
This is a messenger RNA of Balaenoptera musculus (blue whale), 2986 nucleotides long. It is a transcript of the gene LRRTM2, whose product is annotated as leucine rich repeat transmembrane neuronal 2. The record is from RefSeq and is a predicted model, not a curated record. The coding region runs from base 714 to 2264 and encodes 516 amino acids. Gene Ontology annotation, cellular component: extracellular matrix. Gene Ontology annotation, molecular function: protein binding. Lineage: Eukaryota; Metazoa; Chordata; Mammalia; Artiodactyla; Balaenopteridae. The transcript is spliced from 2 exons.